Molecule: messenger RNA, 192 nt
Organism: Penicillium canescens
Lineage: Eukaryota; Fungi; Ascomycota; Eurotiomycetes; Eurotiales; Aspergillaceae
Exons: 2
Coding region: 1-192 (63 amino acids)
Source: RefSeq, a predicted model, not a curated record
AUGGAACAUGUUGGCCGCGAUGAUCACAUCCUCGACCGGGUCUUGGUCAACGUCCAGCUUCUGGAAGAUGAGCUGAUUGACUUGCUCGGGCAACGACUCCAGCGAAUCCUCGAAGAACCCGGCGAAGAUGUCAGUGGAGGUGUAGGAGUGGUACCCUCACCCAACGGCUCGAAGCACUUCUCGAGUCGCUGA